AUGGCUCUGCUCGGCCAAUCUAUCCCGAUUUCUUUUAACAGAAUAUAUGUCAAUGGGGAAUACGUAGGGCCAAAUUCGAAAAAUGAGUUGUCGCUAUUCAAUCCAAAAGAUAACACACUAGUUGCAGAGAAGAUACCUAUUGCAGAUAAGGUGGACGUUGACAAUGCUGUAAAACAUGCCGAAGCAGCUUUCAAUGGCCCAUGGGCUUCAUUCACCUCAUCACAGCGAUCAGAAUGUUUUAGAAGACUAGCUGAUCUUCUGGAGACAAGAUUGUCUGACAUUUUGGCUCUCGACUCUCUUACAACGGGAAAUCCUGUAUCCCUGAUCCCGACAAGAGAAAAGAAUUACAUUAAAAAUUGUCUUUUGUACUACGCCGGUUGGACUGAUAAAUUACGAGGAGACUACUUUCCUGCUGACGAUGGAUUUGUUAAGCUCGUCCGACAAGAGCCUCUUGGUGUAUGCGUUGCCAUCAACCCGUAUAACUCGCCUGUAGCAUCACUGUUCAUCAAGGCUGCGCCAUGCUUGGCAACAGGAAACGUCCUCAUCGUGAAACCUUCAGAAAAGAGCCCACUAGGCUCUCUCGCCGUCGCUCCAUUGUUUGAAGAAGCUGGCUUCCCACCUGGCGUGAUCCAGGUUCUUCCAGGCGAUGGUAAGACUGGCGCGUUGCUAGCUGAGCACAUGCGUGUGCGAAAAAUUAGCUUCACAGGUUCCGUUGCUACGGGGAAGAAGAUACAAAUUGCAGCUGCGCAGAGCAACCUGAAACGGGUAACACUGGAGCUUGGAGGGAAAAGUCCAGCAGUCAUAUUUGAAGACGCAGAUAUGGAUAAUGCAGUUACCUGGACCGUCAAUGGCAUCUUGGCUCGAACGGGUCAAGUAUGCGUUGCCGCUUCUCGAGUUUACGUGCAAAAAUCGAUAUCUGGGAAGUUUAUUUCUCAAUAUGUUGAACGAAUGAAAGCAGCAGCACUUGGUAUAGGGGAUCCUCAAGACCCAGAUACAAAGUACGGUCCUUUAGCCGACUCAGCAGCAUUCGAGAAAGUACGCGCCAUGAUUUCUCGAGGAAAAGAGGAAGCGGAGCUAGUGUUUGGUGGUAAUCGAAUCGGGACCGAGGGGUGCUUCAUUGAGCCAACCGUGUUCCUCAAUCCAAAGCCAGAUGCAGAGAUCUACAAGAGUGAAGUGUUUGGUCCAGUUGUCGUUGUUAAAACUUUUGACACCGAAGAGGAAGUGGUUGAAGCUGCGAACGAUACAGAAUAUGGCUUGAUGGCGGGUAUUUUUACCAGAGAUAUUAAUCGCGCGUUGAGGGUCUCAGCUCGCAUUGACUCUGGAGUUGUGGGCGUGAACUGCGUGAGCAUGAUGCAUAUACAAGCUCCAUUUGGAGGAAAGAAGGCAUCGGGGAUCGGUAGGGAGUUUGGAGAAUACGCUUUGAGAGCUUUUACCGAGCCAAAGACCAUUUUGAUCAAGUAG
Molecule: messenger RNA, 1461 nt
Organism: Trichoderma virens Gv29-8
Lineage: Eukaryota; Fungi; Ascomycota; Sordariomycetes; Hypocreales; Hypocreaceae
Exons: 8
Coding region: 1-1461 (486 amino acids)
Molecular function (GO): aldehyde dehydrogenase (NAD+) activity
Source: RefSeq, a predicted model, not a curated record